Messenger RNA from Ziziphus jujuba (common jujube), 7024 nucleotides. RefSeq lists its product as uncharacterized. Gene Ontology annotation, cellular component: nucleolus. Gene Ontology annotation, biological process: ribosome biogenesis. Lineage: Eukaryota; Viridiplantae; Streptophyta; Magnoliopsida; Rosales; Rhamnaceae. The transcript has 11 exons. The record is from RefSeq and is a predicted model, not a curated record. Bases 89 to 6406 code for a protein of 2105 amino acids.
AAUCACAUCUAAAACCCUAUUUUACUGUUAACACCUAAAACCCCCUUCCUCUUGGAAAAUCACAAACGAAUCUUUCGAAGUAACGAGAAUGGCGGAUUCAGGAGCAAAGGUUAAAGAGAAACGAACGAAGAAGACGAACAAAAAGAGAAAGCAAAAAAUCAAUGAAGAAACUGAAAGAUCUUCCAAAACGCAGCGUAUUAGUUUCUCAGAGGAAGGGAGUGAACCACAAGAAAUGGAAGAAGAGGAACAAGCUCAAAAGUCGGGGCAGAGAGAACUGAACCAGAACCUCGACGAAGAAGGUUGUCCAUGGAGGAACCUGCAGCUAAUACUAUCACUCCAGGACAAAGACCUCGAUCUUCAAAAGAAAGUAGAGCUAGCCUUUCAUUUUGUGACUUCGAGGAGGAAAGAAGGCAAUGAUGCCACCCGCGAUUGUGAAACUGUAAAAAUGUCACGGCUAAUAAUUUUUCUUAAUGAUUGGAUCCAGUCAUUGUUGGUCUCUUCAGAAAAGAAAAUAAGGGUUGGCGAAGAAAAACCUCAUGAUAAUACGUAUUUGGAUUUCAGAUGUUGGAAGAUUUUUAAAUUCUGCUUGGAGGAGUCUUUGAACUUACAUGUUUCUUUAAGUUAUUCAAGGAAUCUUUUGCGGUCUAUUUCUUCAAUUGCCAAAAAUGCGUUGUCUGAAUUGGACAAUAAAUCUUCUUGUCCAGAAGAAUUAUAUUUUGUUGGUGAACGAUUUGAAUUGUACAGUACUGUGCUUGAUUGCAUGUCUUUGGUGUUCUCAUCCCAUGGUGGUUUGUCAAAUGAAAAUUUAGACCUUUGGGUUUCAACUAUGAAUCCAGUGCUUGAGCUUGCUCACAAAAUUAGUGCUGAAAACCUUUAUGGUGGGAAUGCAGGUGUUUAUGUCCUGCAGUUUUCGUGCUUAAUCUUUGAGCCAUUUGCCAAGUUUUUAAGGGCGCACCCUACUAGGAAAACUGGAUUUCAAGAUUUUGUUGAUAAACUUCUUGAACCUCUGUUGCAUCUAUUAGGCAUCUUGCAUAUCAAGACAGAUGGAUGUAAUCCUACUUGGACUAGAAAUCUAUUGAAGCUAGUUGAAGACGUCUUGUCUGAUGGGUUGUUUCAUCCAGUCCACAUUGAUGGAUUUUUGAGCUUACAUAGUACAGAAAAAUAUGUUGUAUCCCAUGAUGGGGAGUUUAGAGACUCCAAAACAGUAAUUAAGAGUUAUCAUAGACACCUUUUUGAUAAACUGGAAAGAAUUACGGCUGCGAAAAAAGAAUUAGCAGCAUAUAGCAUUGGAGAACUGUUUCACUUGUUUGUUGAUCGAGUUAAAAAACCAAAAGGAGCUUUAGGGAUGUCCAGAAAUGCCAACACGAUGGCAAAAUCUGAAGGUUCAAAACAGUUGGAAGAUAAUUGGUUGGGUCACACGUCUAAGAUGUUUUCAGAAAGUAGCAAUGUGCCACCGGACAAUAGUUAUUGCCUAAAUUCUUUAAGUGCAGAAAGAAGAAAGGCACUUUUUGAUUUCUUUGUAGUGAUUAUGGAGCCUCUUUUAUGUGAGAUUCAUGGUUAUCUUCAAGCUGAUCUUGAAUUUGGACCUGUAUUGUCAGAUGUUCAUUGCACACUCAAAUCAAUUACCAACUUGCUUGCCAGCUUUAUGCAUGGAAAGGUAUACAUGAGAACAGAGGACAACACCGAGGGAGCUUGCUUAAAUUUCUUGAAGAAGGUUUAUGACAUGAUUAUAUCAAUGUCCUCCAGAUUAAUCAAAUCAUCCAAAUAUUAUGUCAAUAACAGGAAAGAGAGGGAUAUAUUAACAUUGUUAGCCAAUGAAAUACUUGAUACUAUAGGUUUUCUUUUGGAAAUCGAAUAUGAGGUUAUAGAGAAUGAUCUGGUAAGCUUAUGGCUCAUGAUGUUUUCUUAUCUAGCCAUUGGACUCACUUCGACUGAUGGCCUGAAUAAUUGCUCACUGUCUUCUAAGAUAACAAACCUUGGAUGCCAAUUGUUUAAUCUAUAUAGCCAACUUCGCCAGGUGAAUAAUACAAUUUUCACACUGUGCAAAGCAAUAAGGCUAUCACAUGGUGGUAGUGGUGAAACUGAUUAUGCUAGAUUCUUGACUUCCUUACAUGGUGAAGUUUAUGCAAAAUCGGUUGGGAUGCUUUUAUGCUCGCAUGAAUUUAAGAUUGCCAUUCAUAGAGCUGUUAAAUCCAUACCAGAAGGGCAAGCAAGUGGGUGCCUUAGGCAGUUGACAAGGGAUAUGUCAGAAGCUCUUGAAUGGAUGAAAGAAAGUUGUUCACUGAUUGAUGAAAAAGAAUUUGGUGAACAGGUUUUACAAAGUCGCUUGCUGGGGUUUUCUCCGGAAGCUGAACUUUUGGGAAGAGGGUUGUCUGAACUGUAUGUCUUAGUGCUAGGGUCUUUAACUGUUACAGCGGGUAAUAGUAACCUUGUUGGAGUUUCUAUAAAGGACCUUGUUACUCUGCUUUGUCCUUACAUGAGUACACUAGUUGGAGCACAGCCAGAUGCUGUCAAUGAGUUCCUCUUUUCUGUCACGGGAAAAACAUUUGACAAUGAUCUUGGAAAUAGAACUGAUUUGCAGAGCUUUGUAUUUUCAACCCACUGGGUCUUUGUCUUUUUCUUUCAGUUGUAUAUGUCCUGUCGAAUCUUAUAUAGGCAAGCAGCCAGCCUCGUGCCUCCAGAUUCAUCAAGAAAGAUGUCAGCAGCUAUGGGGGAAUCAUUCACUGCAUACUCAGGUAGAGAUUGGAUGCAGAGUACUGAUUGGACAGACGAUAGCUACUUUUCUUGGUUUUCACAAACAUCAGCUUCUCUUCUUGAUAUUAUUCAAUUAUUAUCAAACAUCUAUCUUCAAAAGAGUGCUGCAGAUUGUUCUCCAUUGAUAUAUACAAUGCAUGCUAUGUCUCUUCAGAGGCUUGUUGAUUUGAACAGGAAGAUAAAGUCUUUUGAGUAUUUGCUGCAAAGUUAUGAUAAUCUGCUGCAAAGCGGGUUGCUUGAUGAUGCCAGCUUGUCACGGUAUAAUAAAAGAAGCAAAAAGCUGAGAAGUAUAAUCUCAGUUUUGAGGCAAGAGGCAGUAGACCUUACUGCUUUUAUGAUGGGGCACCUAUCAUUAGUUAAGGAGACUUCUGAUGAUUUAACUUGUGAGGAAGCUUCUGCCCUCAAAAGUGAUGAAUGGGAUUUGGGUGUUUCUGCUGUGAACAAUAAAUCAUUGCCUGCUGCAAUUUGGUGGAUAGUUUGCCAAAAUAUCGAUGUUUGGUGCACUCAUGCUGAUAGAAAAAAGUUGAAGAUGUUCCUUUCUCUCUUAAUCCAUACUUCUCUUCCAUAUGGAAAAAGCAGUUUUAGAGAGGUUGGAAAGUGGAACCUCCACGAACAUAGCCAACUGAAGCAAGUUACCGUGCAUCAAAUCUCUACAGAACUCUUUGACGACUCCAUUCUGUAUGAAAAAAGAUUUGUCCGCAAACAUUUUGUCCCAAGGUUUUGCCGUGUAUUGGAGAAAUCUGCAUUAUUGCUUAUUGGUAAUUUUGGUGGAAAUGUUGAUUUCAAAUCAUCACCUAAUUGGUCAGAGGUUUUAUCUGCCCUAGAGAACCCAUCGGUGGUCGUUUCCAGCAAUCAGCAUGUUAAUUGUGAUUGCUUUUCUGCAAUAAAAACAACAACUGGUUCUUCUGAUAAGUUGCUGACGCAAAGUUGCAAGGAACCAAAAUCCUUGCCCUUUCCUAGCAUGAAAUUUACAGCUUGUCAGAGCUUGCUUAGUCUUUUGAGUUGGAUGCCAAAAGGGUAUUUUGGUUCAAGAUCAUUUUCACUUCUAGUGACAUGUAUUCUCAACCUUGAAAGGUGUGUUAUUGGUUGCAUAUUGGAUUGCCAGAAUAAGUUAUGCUCUCAUGACUAUUAUGAGCUCUGCAGAUUGUUUGUUUCUUGCCGGAAGGCCUUGAAAUGUAUAAUUGUCACUUCUUGUGAGAGGCCAGAAACCUGUGAUACCUCACUAACUUCUGUAUUUUUUGACGAUUCACUUCCUGCUUUAUGGCUUUUCAAGUCACUGUAUGCAGUUGUUGGUAUCCAAGAGUUACUUCCAAAAGAUGAUUAUUGUAAAGUUGAUGAUAUGAUCUUUACCUUGAUGGAUCAGACAUUAUAUGUACUAUUGACAUUGAACAAAUAUCAUUUUAGUUAUGCCCCUCAUUUCUUUAAAUAUGCACUGAACCAUUGUAAAGAGCAAGAUAAUGCUAAACCUGUUCAUGAAGAGGAAAAUUUAAUGGAAACAGAUCCACUCUUUGAUUCCUCUGAUUAUAUUGAAGCCAGGAAAAGUGCAUCCCUUGUUCCUAAGAGUUUGAGGGAACAGAUGGAAAUCUUUCUUAUUACUUUGAAGAAUGCCCUUGGUAGUAACAAAGUCAGUUAUGCUACCAGUGUUUUGGAUUUGAAUAAGUUUUCUUCUAUAGUUUCUUGCUUUAGUGGGGUCUUAUGGGGUGUAGUAUCUGUUGUGAAACAAACAGACACAAGAGAUGGUGACAUUAAAAUACAAUCAGAACAUGAACCUGUCUCUGAAAUCAACCUUUGUAUAAAUGUAUUUGCUGAAUUUUCUAGUCUUCUCAUAUAUGUGUUGCUUUUUGAGGAUGAUAAACUGUGCAGAAGUUUAUCUGAUGCUCGAAAACUUCAAAAGUCAAGCUGCUAUAUUUCAUGGGGUAAACAGCUGUGCAGUACUGGCGAGGCAAUAACUUGCAUAUCAUCAUCUGAUGCUAAUAAUGACUCUAGAGUUAGUAAUGUUGCUUGGAAAUGGCCCCCGUUGAAAGAUGCAAACACUGGUGGCAGUUUUCAGGCUGAAGAUGAUCCAUUUGAGCUCGAAUCUUUAAAUAAGACUUUGUUGAAGAGCUUGCUGAAAGGUGAUAAUCCUGAAACAGCAUUUUUACUGAGGCAGUUAUUAAUUGCUUCUUCAGCUAUUUGGAGGCUGCAUAUGCAUAUCAAUAGUGCUCCCUUGUCAUCUGGCUUGAUGCAAAUUUAUAUAGGAAUUUCACAGGUCUUGUUAUCGGAAUUUGUGAACAUGAAUCAGGUGCCACAACCUUUUUGUUUUGUUUGGUUAGAUGGUAUUCUGAAGUUUCUAGAAGAGUUAGGGAGUCAUUUUCCUUCAACCAAUCCUAUGUUGUCCAGAAAUUUGUAUGUCAAGAUGGUAGAGCUACAAUUAGGGGCUAUAGGAAAAUGCAUAACUGUCCAAGGAAAAAGAGCUACUCUUGCAUCUCAUGAGGCGGAAGCAAGCACCAAGAUGCUACAAGGUCAUGUUGGAUUAUCUGAUGCAUCUCUUAAUUGCCUGCCAUACUGCUUGGAUGAAUUUAAAGCUAGGUUGAGAUUGUCAUUCUCAGUAUUCAUAAAGAAACCAUCAGAGUUUUAUCUUUUAUCGGCAAUACAAGCUAUAGAAAGAGCAUUGGUAGGUGUACGGGAAAUUUACACAAUGAUUUAUGAUGUAUACAUUGGAAGUGCAGAUGGGGGCAAGGUUUCCUCAACUGUUGCAGCUGGCAUUGAUUGCUUGGAUUUGCUUCUGGAAUUUGCUUCAGGACGCAAACGUUUGAGUGUAGUUAAGAGACAUAUUCAGAGCUUACUUGCAAGUGUAUUCAACAUAAUUCUGCACUUGCAGAGUCCGUUAAUUUUCUAUGAGAGGUGUAGUGAAGGUAAUACUGAUCCAGAUCCGGGAGCAGUUAUUCUUAUGGGUGUUGAGGUACUGACAAGAAUUUCUGGAAAACAUGCUCUGUUCCAAAUGGAGGCUUGGCAUGUGGCACAAGCUUUGCGUAUUCCUGCAACACUUUUUCAAGAUUUUCAUCAACUUAAACUUUCUAAAGCUUCUGUUCUGUGUGAUACCUCCAUGAUUUCAAGUGACAGUGUCUCUGAUCCAGCAGCUAGUAUGCAGCUUAAUGAUGUAGAUAGGAAAUUCUCACUUGACCUAUUUGCUGCUUGCUGCCGAUUGUUAUACACUGUCAUGAAGCAUCACAAAAGUGUAUGUGAGCAGUGCAUUGCUCUACUUGAAGCUUCUGUACUUGUUCUUCUUCAUUCUUUGGAGACGAUGGAUGCUGAUUCAGUGGUAAGAACUGGUUACUUCUCAUGGAAAGUGGAAGAGGGAGUAAAAUGUGCUUAUUGUCUGCGAAGGAUUUAUGAAGAGGUAAGACAUUCAAAGGAUGUAUUCGGUCAGCAUGGUUCUCAAAUUUUAUCUAGUUACAUUUGGGUUUAUUCAGGAUUUGGCCCCCUUAAAACUGGCAUCAAAAGGGAAAUUGAUGAAGCUCUGAGACCAGGUGUAUAUGCUUUACUAGAUGUUUGCUCAGCAGAUGAUCUUCAAUAUCUUCACACUGUAUUUGGAGAGGGUCCUUGCAGAAAUACUCUGGCCACUUUGCAACAUGAUUACAAGCUCCAUUUCCAGUAUGAAGGGAAAGUUUAAUCCGUGUUUAUUCUUCAGUGAUUGCUUUGCUGUCCUUUAGGAUGACAAAUUGUGAUGUCCUAAUGGAAGAAAGAUUCAUCUGUCAGUCAUCAUAUCGGACAAUGCCUUUGGGAACUUAGUUUAGCUGUACCCCAAAUCUUAAAUCAUACACCUAAAUGAUUGAUCAUUUAAGUAAUCUCGCUGACGGUGGCUUUCCUCAAAAUUCUGCAAUUCCAAGUCUAAAUGAGGGUAGAAUUCAAGCAUAUGCUUCUCAAAAUCCAAUCAGUGGCACAGGCAAGCGAACCAAUUGCAAGCUUUGCCUCUUGGUGCAAUUACAGAAUUUAAGGACCUGAAUGAAAAAUGACAUAAUCUUAUCUGCCUUUCCAGGAUUGAGUGCCAUGUUUCGUUGCCACUCAGGCUUCAUGGUAACCUUAAGAAGACCGCAAAGAGAAGCUGGUACUUUCCUUGCUUUUCCCUGUCAGCCAGUGAUAAAAUCCGCUCUAUGGUGAUCUUCAAUUUAUGCGUACCUUCUAACAUCUCUUCUGUCUUGUAAGAUGUAUUUGCAUCCGUAAUAUCCACCAGCAGGACUGUACACUAACUAAAAUAUACAAGUGAGAAUCCAAUCAGUUGUGUCCUUGA